AGCGCCCAGUUGCAUUUUGGCGCUCGUCGCAAGCGAUUCGCAUGGGCCGCAGUACCCAACUGGAACUUCAGCUCCAACAUCAACUCCAACUCCUACUUGAACUCCAUCUUCAACGUUGCGCACGCGCUCUACGAAAGCGAAACUUGAACGGAAACCAAAUCCGAAACAGAAACUGAAACUGAAACCCAAACCAUAACCGUUAAUAGUGUCUGCCUCCAGGCCACCCAACUUUAGCCAGCUUCUGCUUCUUCGAGCAGCAACAGCAGAGUUACCUCCAUCAUUAUAUAACCGAGGGCACGGGCCCACAGCCUAAGAGCGAGUCACAGUUUCCGAGUCAGUCUUCGACUUGGCUUCUGCACACAAAUCGAGGCAGAAACGCCCACAGUUGUUGGCUAAUUAAUGCGCAGAGCGAGAACGCGAAUGUGAGUGAGAGAGUGUGAGCGAGAGAGCAAGAGAGCGAACGAGCGAAAAGAAAAGUGAAGCUGGGAAAUCUCGUAAAUUAUAAUAUUUAAAGGCAUUAAAAAAGGUCUAAACGGCGAAUGCGUGUUAUUAAAAAGUCAAGCAGACCAAGCCGAGUUAAAGUCACAAGUUGAGUUGCUUCAGUUGCGAGCGUAAGCGUAAGCGUGAAAGUGAAAAGCCAACAGCAACGUAACCGUCAGUAACAAUAGUCGACUGUUGAUCACCAUCAUCAUCACCAACAGCAACAGCAACAGCAACUAACAGCAUCAUCAGGAUACCGCUAACAGCAGCUGCCAUCUUUCAACUUCCAAGUACCAACUAGCAACUACCAACUGUCAUCACAAGCCGCAGCCAAGUCACAGCCAAGCCCCCUCUUCAUCUUCGUCUUUGUCUUCAUCUGCAUUUGCAUCUGCUACUGACUCUUUGGGUCAGUCAUGCGCGCCAUGAGCCGCUAAAGUUGCGCUGAGUUGCUCCACGAGAGCAGCGACCAAAAUGAAGAUGAAGCUGAAGCUGAUGAAGCUAUCGUCGCCACAAGCACAAUUGCAAGUGCAAGUGCAAGUGCAUUGGCUGCUCUUUCUCCUGCUUCUGCUCGUGCAACAGACCACACCCUUUGAGACAGACUGCGGCUGUCGAACGGGUCGUAGAAGUGGACGGAUUAUUUCAGGCGCUGCCACCAACGAAGGACAGUUUCCUUGGCAGGCAUCCUUGGAGCUGCUGCACCCAUCGCUGGGCUUCCUUGGUCAUUGGUGCGGGGCCGUGCUUAUCCAUCAGUACUGGAUACUCUCAGCCGCACACUGCGUGCACAACGAUCUCUUUAACCUACCCAUUCCGCCGCUGUGGACGGUGGUUCUCGGUGAGCAUGAUCGCAACUUUGAGUCGGGCAACGAGCAGCGUAUUCCCGUCGAGAAGAUUGUACUGCAUCAUCACUACCACAACUUUCGCCACGAUGUUGUGCUCAUGAAGCUAUCGAAGCCUGCGGAUCUCUCGCGUUCCUCACACAUUCGUCGCAUUUGCUUGCCCUUCAUGCUGAGGGAACCGCAAGAGACGCCGGCUCCUCCACAGGAUGAUGUGCUUAACCAGCAAUUGGAGUUGGACGAUGUGCCUGAAAAAAUUGACAAUUUUCUUCGCAGUGUGCAGAGCAGAAGACGUUACCGGAACGUCACAGCUCCCAGUUCCAUAGACAUGUCUAUGCGGGAACUGAUGAACAUGAAGAUACUGAAUCGAUUGCGUCAGGCAUUAAGACAAUCGGAGCGUUCUCCGCGUAGCACAAAGCGCACAAGACGGCGCAAUGACAAGUUAAUGAAACUCAAGCUGGAGUCGGAGGACUCGGACUUGGGAGAGCGGGAUGAUACCCGGAAUAUGCCCUUCUUUGACUGUGUGGCCACAGGUUGGGGCAAGGCGAACAUAAGUGGGGAUCUGUCCAAUGAGCUGCUUAAGACGCAAGUUCCGCUCCACCAGAAUCGUAGGUGCAAGGAUGCUUAUGGCAGCUUCGUCAAUAUACAUGGCGGCCACCUCUGUGCUGGGCAGCUCAAUGGUCAGGGAGGCACUUGUGUCGGAGACUCAGGAGGUCCACUGCAGUGCCGCCUAUCUCGAGACGGUCCCUGGAUUCUUGCCGGCGUGACAUCCUUUGGUUCGGGCUGUGCCCUCGAGAACUUCCCCGAUGUCUAUCUGCGCAUCUCGUACUAUUUGAACUGGAUCGAAGACACGAUUGCCUCACAUUAG
This is a messenger RNA of Drosophila sulfurigaster albostrigata, 2181 nucleotides long. Its product is annotated as transmembrane protease serine 11C. The coding region runs from base 952 to 2181 and encodes 409 amino acids. The record is from RefSeq and is a predicted model, not a curated record. NCBI's taxonomy places the organism in Eukaryota, Metazoa, Arthropoda, Insecta, Diptera, Drosophilidae. The transcript is spliced from 4 exons. Gene Ontology annotation, molecular function: serine-type endopeptidase activity. Gene Ontology annotation, biological process: proteolysis.